Molecule: messenger RNA, 393 nt
Organism: Heterostelium album PN500
Lineage: Eukaryota; Evosea; Eumycetozoa; Acytosteliales; Acytosteliaceae
Exons: 3
Coding region: 1-393 (130 amino acids)
Source: RefSeq, a predicted model, not a curated record
AUGGCAUUUAAUUUCGACAAUGAAAGAUUGGAAAAGAAAAAGACAAUAUUAUAUGCAUCAUUAAUUAUAUUUUAUGCUGUCUCUAUUACAUUAUUUAUGAUUUCCGAGUUGUUAAAGGAGUCUAAAUCAUGUGGAAAUACUUCAUUGUUUCACUCAUUGUUGAGAGCUGAUGGAAUUAUAGAUUGUAUAUUCUUGGGUGUAUUUUUAAUGGUUAUUAUAUUCCAUGCUUGUUCAACUCCAAAACCAACUUCAAGCGAAAAGCAUCAAAAGGAUGCCGAGAGUGCUGCUGAGUUAGAAAAGACUGACUAUUCAUCAAAAGACAAUCCUUUCAACUACCCUGAAACAACAAACACACCAUCUCCAAAUAAUAAACCGAUUCCACCAACUGCUUAA